Molecule: messenger RNA, 2205 nt
Organism: Meleagris gallopavo (turkey)
Lineage: Eukaryota; Metazoa; Chordata; Aves; Galliformes; Phasianidae
Source: RefSeq, a predicted model, not a curated record
UUUGGCAUCACUACCAAACUGUGAGUGCUGUUAUCUUUUGCGCAGGUAUUUUAACCAUGGAAACCUACUCUGCCUCAGUCCCACCUGUCAUAUGUAACAGCACAACUUUCAACCUCAAUGGAUCGCAUCUGUGUAACGAGAGCCUGUCUUCUAGAUUAGCAGAUAAAUCAGAACACCAACAAUACGUUAUUGGGCUUUUCUUAUCGUGUCUUUACACAAUAUUCCUUUUUCCCAUCGGUUUUGUAGGGAACAUUCUGAUUCUGGUUGUAAACAUAAGCUUUCGUGAGAAGAUGACUAUCCCAGACCUCUACUUCAUCAACCUCGCGGUGGCCGAUCUCAUUUUAGUCGCUGAUUCUCUCAUUGAGGUUUUUAAUCUUGACGAAAAGUAUUACGAUAUCACUAUUAUAUGCACCUUCAUGUCUCUGUUCCUUCAGAUCAACAUGUAUAGCAGCAUUUUCUUUCUGACGUGGAUGAGUUUUGACAGAUACAUAGCACUGGCAAAAGUAAUGAGGUCCAACCUAUUUCGCACUAUGCAACACGCCAGGUUGAGCUGUGGUCUCAUAUGGAUGGCAUCUAUUUCUGCAGCACUAGUGCCAUUCACGGCUGUGCACCUCCAACACACCGGAGAGGUCUACUUUUGUUUUGCAGAUGUAAAAGAAAUCCAGUGGCUAGAAAUAACCCUGGGGUUUAUCAUCCCCUUUGUGAUCAUCGGCCUUUGCUACUCGUUAAUUGUUCGAGUCCUUAUAAAAGCACACAAGCACAGGAGCCUCCGCCUGCGCCGACAGAAGGCUCUUCGAAUGAUAUUCGUGGUGGUCCUGGUUUUCUUUAUCUGCUGGCUCCCUGAAAACGUCUUCAUUAGCGUCCAGCUUCUGCAAAAGAAAAGUGAGCCCGCCUCGUCAAGCAGCCCAUCGUUCAGACACGACUACCCUUUAACAGGACACAUUGUGAACCUCGCAGCUUUCUCCAACAGCUGUUUGAACCCUUUAAUUUACAGUUUCCUAGGGGAAACCUUCAGAGACAAACUGCGGCUGUACAUUGAGCAGAAAACCAAGAUGUCCACGUUACAUCGGUUCUGCCAGGCUGCCCUGACGUCUGUCAUCCCCGACAGCAAUGAGCAAUCUGAGGUCUGAUUUAGGGCUGUUGUGCAGAACGUCUGACUGUGAAGCUGUGCAAAUAGUGAACAAAAUGCUUACUUACUAACAGCAAAAAGCCCGCCUGUGUAUGUAUUGCACUGCUCUACUGAGUACGGAAGGUUUAUAUUCGGAAUGUUUUUAUGACAACUUUAAUGUAGGGGAAUAUGCUAUAGUCGGAUUUAUAUUUAAUUAAGAGCAGGAUUAUUAAAAGCUGAGCACUGAAGGAGCUUUAUUUUAUAUAAUACAUGCAUGAAUAAUAAUAUAGAAGAAAAUUUUAUCAAGCUAGGAAGACUCCAGAUUUAACUUGAUUAUCGGAGAUGUUAUUUUGCUGGUGUAUAGAAGGUACUUCCACUUAAACAACCAAACUGCAGUAAGAGUGGGGAAAAAUCAUUACAACACAUUGAUGUGGAGAUGCAGUGAUUUUUACCCAAAUGUGUUAAGUUAAAUGACUUUGUUUUUGAGAACUAUAUAGUAUUAUCAUCAUUGUAUUCCAGCAUGUCUUCCACAAUUAACUUUUUCUGAUCUUAAUACAAUCUAGAAUGGUGGUGAGUUUUCGUCUCAUAAAUCUAAUCUGCUGUUUACAUCAGCACUUGAUCAAACCUGUAAUCAUCUGUCACUAUAUGGUUCAUCUCAAAGAACUUACUGCAGCAAAAUGUAAUGCUUUGCUCUUCUGAGGAUUCCCCAGGAAAGCAUUUCUCAGGAUGGAUAUAAUUGGGCUUUUUGUCAAAAAUGCAAGCACAUAUAUACAUGCACCCACAUCUCCCUUCAGACUCAAACAGAAGAUCUGUCUCCACUUAGCAGAGCCAUUCAGAUGGUAGGAACCACAUGUUGUGGCUUUAAAGAAGUCACAUUCUGAAAAAGACUGCAAGAAUUGCUUAUAAAAACGAAAAAGCCUUUUUUUUUUUUUAGAAGAACUUCUGAUAUGUUCACCUUUGCAGAUCUGCACUUUGUGCCCUGCCCACCCCACCCCCAGAAACCACAGAUCUUGGGAACCUUAAGGUGCAUGUUGGUUGCUCUGUUCAUUUGAAGACAAAUGAUGCUAAGAAAACAAACGUUAGCACCACAUGCUAGA